AUGAGGCAAGGCAGAAUUGCAGAGCUUGGGCGACGAAAGCGCGAUUGCGCGUCAGCUGAGCAUUUUGGCAGGGGGGCCAAGGGCUACAACUGUGUGCUUUCCUAUUUUGUGGCAAGCCUUCGGUGAUGAGUCUAAUAGCUGUCGUCAAUGGAGCGCCGAUAAGCCAUACAUUUAUGAUUCAUGACUCACGAAUGUCCGUGCUUGCCCCAAAGGCCUUGCUCCCUGUAGCACUCGCGUUGCUGGUUCACCAAUCUCGACGCAACGUAGCACAAGCCUUGGUCUCAGCACCGGCUUGCUCUUGCUGUGCAGGGUUUGUUUUCUUAUGGUGGUCUUGGCUUGUUUGCGGACCCACACGGUGCGCGGUCACCAGCAACUGCACGAGGUCCUCGCUUCAUGUCUUGCUUUCCAGCUGCGCCGUCCGGCAUACGACAGCGGAGUGAGCUGCGAACUACGAAAUGCUGCAGUAGCGGAGUUUUAAAGAAAAAAAGUCCCGCUAUAAUGCGCGCGGAUGAUGCUGCUGCUGCUGCUGCUGCUUUACUCGCGAUUUCUCCGACCUGGUUUCAUGCGCG
Molecule: messenger RNA, 569 nt
Organism: Ceraceosorus guamensis
Lineage: Eukaryota; Fungi; Basidiomycota; Exobasidiomycetes; Ceraceosorales; Ceraceosoraceae
Exons: 2
Coding region: 126-440 (104 amino acids)
Source: RefSeq, a predicted model, not a curated record